GUGCAUGUAUUGACAACACUUUGUCUUUUAUUCUUUCUGUGGCUACGCAGAUGGUGCAGGCAUUCAGCCAAAGCCCAUGUGUUUUGGAAGUGCAGAAAGGAGGAAAAUUCGAACUAUUUGGAGGCAACGUCAGCGGAACCUUCCUCGAGCUAAUCCCAGACAAGAAGAUCCGCAUGCAGUGGCGGUUUGGCAGCUGGCCCCAGAGUCACUACUCCGACGUGACCAUCGACAUUGAGCAGAAGUCGGACUGCACCGAGGUAACACUGACGCAGGACGGGGUCCCGCAGGGAGAGGCGGACCGCACACGCGACGGCUGGCAGCGCCACUAUUGGGACAGCAUGAAGCGAACGUUUGGCUUCGGGGCCAUCCUGUUCUGAGUCGAGAACUGUGUGUGUGUGGCCUGCGUCCCGACCAAAGGCAGGAGAGGAAAUUUGCUUGACUCUGAAAUGCUGCUGUGCACUCCCCGCCACGCGCCGUGUCGGAUAACUACGAUGGGUGGUGGAUUGUGUGCCGACUUUGUGUGAUGCGCUCGUGUUCGGGAUGGGAACAUACUUGGGACAUGACUUUGAAAGUACCAGACUGCCAUGACUGUUUGUGGAGGGAAUGGCGUGCUGGAGCAUCUGGAUACUAAUUCGCACAUUUUUACUGGUCUCCCAUUUUGCAUCGUCUGCUUCGAAGUGUCCUAGUGUGCAACGACUGGGUCCGUGACAUGCACCACAAUAAUGGUAGCAUUUUUUUUUUCGCCGACAGCCUUGAUUUGUUAGCAUAUUAAAAAUAGAUGUCAUGCCACACGUGCAAAUGUCAAGGCAACCUAAAUGAAUUAGAUGAAGCCCAGUGAUGAACUUUUUCCACUCUACUCAAUGGUUGCCUCAGCUUUUUGUGGCUGGCGCGAGUAGCAAAUUGUGCAUGCGGCUGUUUGAUUCAGCAAACAUUUUUUAUUUUUUUUCAUUGCUUUUGCAGUAAAGGUUUUUGUGGCAAAAUGACAUUUGAUUUGACUGAAAGCAUGUCACAAAUACUGCUUUUCAUAAUUUUCAUUCACGUUAUCAAUCUUUAAAAAUCAAGACCUGCAGAAAAAAAAAAAAAAACAGAAGGCAAGUCAGUUUUGUCCACGCUGCCUGUCCAUUUGGAACCUGUCCAACUCUGGUGAUAUUCCAAAACAUUUAUGUGCAAGUGUUGUUGGAAGCUGUAAAUAAAAUGUCCUCAUUAA
Molecule: messenger RNA, 1207 nt
Organism: Dermacentor silvarum
Lineage: Eukaryota; Metazoa; Arthropoda; Arachnida; Ixodida; Ixodidae
Product: activator of 90 kDa heat shock protein ATPase homolog 1-like
Exons: 2
Coding region: 51-377 (108 amino acids)
Source: RefSeq, a predicted model, not a curated record